CCCCGCCCCGCGCCGCUCCGCGCCGGCUCCGCCGCUCCGCAGCUCGCGCCUGCCCGGCGCCGGGCCAUGGCGCUACUGCAGAACGUGUCGCUGCAGGAUCCACGGGACCGCUUCGAGCUGCUGCAGCGCGUGGGGGCCGGGACCUAUGGCGACGUCUACAAGGCCCGCGACACGGUCACGUCCGAACUGGCCGCGGUCAAGAUAGUCAAGCUAGAUCCAGGGGACGACAUCAGUUCCCUCCAGCAGGAAAUCACCAUCCUGCGUGAGUGCCGCCACCCCAAUGUGGUGGCCUACAUUGGCAGCUACCUUAGGAAUGACCGCUUGUGGAUCUGCAUGGAGUUCUGCGGAGGGGGGUCCCUGCAGGAGAUUUACCACGCCACGGGGCCCCUGGAGGAACGGCAGAUUGCCUAUGUCUGCCGAGAGGCACUGAAGGGGCUGCACCACUUGCAUUCUCAGGGGAAGAUCCACCGAGACAUAAAGGGAGCCAACCUUCUCCUCACCCUCCAGGGAGAUGUCAAGCUGGCUGACUUUGGGGUGUCUGGUGAGCUGACGGCAUCUGUAGCUAAGAGGAGGUCUUUCAUUGGGACUCCGUACUGGAUGGCCCCAGAAGUGGCUGCUGUGGAGCGCAAAGGUGGCUACAAUGAGCUGUGUGACGUCUGGGCUCUGGGCAUCACCGCCAUCGAGCUGGGCGAGCUCCAGCCCCCUCUCUUCCACCUGCACCCCAUGAGGGCCUUGAUGCUUAUGUCAAAGAGCAGCUUCCAGCCGCCCAAGCUGAGAGACAAGAUGCGCUGGACCCAGAAUUUCCAUCACUUCCUCAAGCUUGCCUUGACCAAGAACCCCAAGAAGAGACCAACAGCAGAGAAGCUUCUCCAGCACCCGUUCACGACCCAGCAGCUCCCGCGGGCUCUCCUUACACAACUGUUGGACAAGGCCAAUGACCCCCACCUGGGAACCCCCUCCCCAGAAGACUGUGACCUGGAGACCCGCGACAUGUUUCCUGACACGAUUCACUCCCGGGGGCAGCACGGCCCGGCCGAGAGGACCCCCUCCGAGAUCCAGUUUCACCAGGUGAAAUUCGGCGCCCCACGCAGGAAGGAAACAGACCCACUGAAUGAGCCGUGGGAAGAGGAGUGGACGCUGCUGGGAAAGGAGGAGCUGAGCGGGAGCCUGCUGCAGUCAGUCCAGGAGGCCCUGGAGGAAAGGAGCCUGACCAUCCGGCCGGCCUUGGAACUCCAGGAGCUGGACUCCCCAGACGACACCAUAGGAACCAUCAAGAGGGCUCCCUUCUUGGGGUCCUCCCCCCCUGAGCCUCCAGCUGAGGACCUUCCAUCCAGCCUCCCAGGCCCUGACAGCCCCCCGCUGCUCUCCACCGCCUGGGCCACCAUGAAGCACCGGGAAGACCCCGAGAGGUCAUCCUGCCAUGGGCUCCCCCCGACCCCGAAGGUGCACAUGGGCGCCUGCUUCUCCAAGGUCUUCAAUGGCUGCCCCCUGCGGAUCCACGCUGCUGUCACCUGGAUUCACCCAGUCACCCGGGACCAGUUCCUGGUGGUGGGGGCCGAGGAAGGCAUCUACACCCUCAAUCUGCACGAACUGCAUGAGGAUACGCUGGAGAAGCUGAUCUCACCCCGCUGCGCCUGGCUCUACUGUGUGAACAACGUGCUGCUGUCACUCUCAGGGAAAUCCACGCACAUCUGGGCCCACGACCUCCCAGGCCUGUUUGAGCAGCGGCGACUACAGCAGCAGGUCCCCCUCUCCAUCCCUACCAACCGUCUCACCCAGCGUAUCAUCCCCAGGCGCUUUGCCCUGUCCACCAAGAUUCCCGACACCAAAGGCUGCCUGCAGUGUCGCGUGGUGCGGAACCCACACACGGGCAGCACCUUCCUGCUGGCCGCACUGCCCACCAGCCUGCUCCUGCUGCAGUGGUACGAGCCGCUCCAGAAGUUUCUUCUGCUGAAGGUGCGGGGUCGGGGAUGGAGUGAGGGGGGCGGAUCCCAGGGGCGGUGUGUGUGUGGCAGAGGGCGUGGGGGGGAGAAAUGGAGACCUGAGCACCCCUGCUGCCCCCAGAAUUUCUCCAGCCCCUUGCCCAGCCCAGCAGGGAUGCUGGAGCCCCUGGUGCUGGACGGGAAGGAGCUACCGCAGGUGUGCGUGGGGGCUGAGGGCCCGGAGGGGCCCGGCUGCCGUGUCCUCUUCCAUGUCCUGCCGCUGGAGGCUGGCCUGACCCCAGACAUCCUCAUACCACCCGACGGGCUCCCGGGCUCCGCCCAGCAGGUGAUCCAGGUGGACAGGGACACGGUCCUCGUCUGCUUUGACCGCUGCGUGAGGAUUGUCAACCUGCUGGGCGAGCCCACGGCCACCCUGGCACCUGUGCUGACCUUUGACUUCCCCAUUGAGACUGUGGUGUGUCUGCAGGACAGCGUGCUGGCCUUCUGGAGCCACGGGAUGCAAGGCCGCAGCCUGGACACCAAUGAGGUGACCCAGGAGAUCACAGACGAGACGCGGGUCUUCCGAGUGCUUGGGGCCCACAGAGACAUCAUCCUUGAAAGCAUCCCCACCGACAACCCGGGGGCCCACAGCAACCUCUACAUUCUCACGGGCCAUCAGAGCAGCUACUGAGCGAGGGGGCCGGCCUGGCCAGCGCCGCCCCCCCCCACCUGCCUGCCUGAGGCCUUAGCGGCAGUUCUUUUAGGCAGAGGGACCCCUCCCAGAUCAGAGGAGCCCAGGCCCCCCGGCUCUGCGGAUCUGAAGGACAGAAAUCCUGAGAAGAGUUUGGGGGGCUGGUGAGGGAGGGGCGCCUCCCCCACACCCACACCUCUGCAAUAACUGGACCAGAGGAAGCUGCUGUCAGCUCCCCCUGCCCUGCAGGCCGCCGGUCCCCGGUGCCCUGUGACAGGGGCCCAGGGGUCACCUGUGAAGGAAAAGGGCGGGCCCCGGACUAGCCAUUCCAUCUUGUUCCCCAUGUCCUUUCCCCUCUUCCUGCCAAGAGCCCGCCUCUGUGCUCUGUCUGGGGAACAUGGUAUUUAAGAGAGAAACUAUAUUGGUAUUAAAACUGGUUUCACUUUGU
This is a messenger RNA of Sus scrofa (pig), 3061 nucleotides long. The record is from RefSeq and is a predicted model, not a curated record. NCBI's taxonomy places the organism in Eukaryota, Metazoa, Chordata, Mammalia, Artiodactyla, Suidae.